AUGGCGGCGAAUAAUGCAAGAGCUGUCGCGUCUGCUCUCCCGGUGGCGAACGUGCAGGCGCUCGCGGAGGCUUGCAAUGGGAUCGAUGGGCAGGUGCCCGAGAGGUACCUCGUCGCGGAGGCGGAGGUCGGUUCGGAGGAGAUCGUCGCCGCCGGCGGUGGCGGAAGCCAUUCGGAGAUUCCGGUAGUGGAUCUCCGCAAGUUGCUUGACACGCGGUCGUUGGAGGAGGAGUGCGCCAAGCUGAAAUCCGCAUGUCACCACUGGGGCUUCUUCCAGGUAGUACAUAUCAUCAAUUCGUUCGUUGGUUCAUGCGCUGUCUCAAUUCUGCAAAAUGGCCGUGCGUGUAUACGAAGGGCAACUGAUGAACCGGCGGCAGUGCACGCCCAUACCAAUCGCACGCAGCUCAUCAACCAUGGAGUGCCAGAUGAAGUGAUUGGGAACCUGAUGCGUGACGUAGCUGAGUUCUUCGACCUGCCGCUGGAAGCCAAGAAGCAAUGGGCACAGCGCGCUGACAGCGUCCAAGGCUACGGCCAGGCCUUCGUUGUGUCCGAGGAUCAGAAGUUGGACUGGGCAGACAUGCUGCACCUUCAGCUUCAGCCGAGUGAGUCGAGGGACCUGCGCGUCUGGCCUACUCGCCCUCAGUGUCCUUCAGAGGCCUAUUCCUCCGAGACAGCAAGGCUAGCAUUCCGUUUGCUGGAACUGAUGGCCAAGGCCACGGGCGCCGAGCCGGCGCCGCUGCGCGGCUUGUUCGAAGAAGGACUGGAGCAGGGCAUGAGGGUGAACUACUACCCGCCGUACCGGCAGGCAGCUGAACGGGUGCUGGGCCUGUCGCCGCACACCGACGCGUCUGGCCUGACGCUGCUGCUGCAGAUGAACAACGAUGUGCAGGGCCUGCAGGUCAAGAAGGACGGCAGGUGGUUCGCCGUGGACGCCGUGGACGCCGCCUUCAUCAUGAACGUCGGUGACGUGCUUGAGGUUAAUAGAUGGUGGGAAUUUAUGCAGUUCCUCCCAAUUCAUGUAUUCUGA
This is a messenger RNA of Miscanthus lutarioriparius, 1026 nucleotides long. The record is from the annotation of a GenBank genome assembly. NCBI's taxonomy places the organism in Eukaryota, Viridiplantae, Streptophyta, Magnoliopsida, Poales, Poaceae.